Messenger RNA from Leptidea sinapis, 1848 nucleotides. It is a transcript of the gene Rab7, whose product is annotated as ras-related protein Rab-7a. The record is from RefSeq and is a predicted model, not a curated record. The transcript has a single exon. Bases 111 to 737 code for a protein of 208 amino acids. NCBI's taxonomy places the organism in Eukaryota, Metazoa, Arthropoda, Insecta, Lepidoptera, Pieridae. Gene Ontology annotation, molecular function: GTP binding; GTPase activity. Gene Ontology annotation, biological process: endosome to lysosome transport; phagosome-lysosome fusion. Gene Ontology annotation, cellular component: late endosome; phagocytic vesicle; lysosome.
UCUAGUUGUCUACGGUAUAGUGUCAAACGAAAUCUCGAAAUUAUUGAAACUUUACGAGACAAAGAGUGUUAUUAAUUUUUAAAACGCAAUUCGAAAAUUAAUUGUGCACAAUGUCGUCAAGAAAAAAGGUUCUUCUGAAAGUUAUAAUAUUAGGAGACAGUGGAGUGGGUAAAACAUCUCUCAUGAAUCAGUUUGUCAACAAGAAAUUUUCCAAUCAGUACAAGGCUACCAUAGGCGCAGAUUUUCUUACAAAGGAGGUAAUUGUUGAUGAUAGAAUUGUCACAAUGCAAAUAUGGGAUACUGCGGGCCAGGAACGGUUUCAGUCACUAGGAGUGGCGUUCUAUCGCGGGGCGGAUUGCUGCGUAUUAGUGUUUGACGUAACUGCCCCGAACACAUUCAAGUCCUUGGAGAGUUGGAGAGAUGAGUUUUUGAUACAAGCAUCGCCCCGAGCUCCGGAGAACUUCCCUUUUGUAAUUCUAGGUAAUAAAGUUGAUUUGGACAACCGAGCAGUUUCGGCGAAACGUGCCCAACAAUGGUGUCAAAGUAAAAAUGAUAUUCCAUAUUUCGAAACAAGUGCUAAAGAAGCUGUCAAUGUGGAACUUGCAUUUCAAACCAUAGCUCGAAAUGCUCUAGCUCAAGAAACUGAGGCGGAGCUCUAUAAUGAGUUCCCUGAUCAGAUUAAGUUAAAUGCAAAUGACAACAACCGCAACCGAGAUGGUGACAACUGUGCCUGUUAAGCUCUCAAGUAACAAUAUCAAGAUUGGUGAUACAGAAGUCCCAGCUUUAUAUUUAACAGAUAACUUAGAGUAUAUCAUAAGUGAUUCAGUAUCAUGUAAAAAUGUACAGGGGUUGUAGGAAAUUCAUGUUGUUUGGUUGUUGUACUCCUAUAUAUUAUGUAAAGCUGAUAUCAGAUGUUUAAGUUAUAUUACUUUAUAAUCAUAUUAGCCUCUAUAAAGUACAUUAAUAUUGUUUUAUUAGACUUGUUAAAGUUAUUUUAGUGUGUUUGUCACUUAACAUUCAUAAUAUGCCAUUUUGGAUUUAUAACUCACUUUACAUUUAUAUCUUAUGGCAUUCCGGUUAUCUUUUACUUACUAUGUAGUGAUAUAAAUUUUUUUAAAGAUAUUUUUCCAAAUUGUGAUACAUUUGUGUUGAAGCCUUUAUUAUUGAAUUAUUAAACAUGUUAAAUUUAACUUGUAGUAAGUACUACAUACUCAUACAUAAAAGGUAGAGGCAUUCAUCUCAAGUUAUAUCAUAGUAAAUUCAGCAAUGUUAUUAUAUUUUAUAACAAGUAUAAAACAUUCUGUAUAUAUUUGACUUUUUUUAAACUAGAUUUAAGUAGAUAAUGUAAUAGAAAAUUUAUAACAUUACUCAGUGUUUUGUGUUUUAUAAAAAUAUGGCACCUAGUUUAGAUUAAUUUCAUUUGAUAAUUUGUAUUUAAUACUAAAUUUAACAUAACAAUGGGUUUUGAAACCAAAAUAAGAAAAUUGGUAUAAUUAUGUGUACAUUAUAAAAGAAAAGUGAGAAUAGGAAAGCAAGUGCUUUACUUUAUUGAUAAUAUUUAAUUCUCAUACAGCAUUCAUAACUAUUCUUGCUUGCUUAAUAUCACAAAAAUAUACUGUUAAUUAGUUAUUCUAACAUUAUGGCCUUGUAUGAUGUAGCAGAUAUGACUAUUGUUAAAAUUUUAUAUCAUAUUCAAAGUAUAUAUUAAAAAACUCAUUAUUUUUGUUAUGCUGCUCAUGUGGUUUGAGUGAAUCAGAAAAGCAUCCAUUGGAUCUACUUUAAAAAUAAUAUUACACUGUAAUCAGUUUUUGCUUUUAUUUUAUGUCAAUAAACUAAAAUUAUACCUGC